Mus musculus (house mouse) is the source of this 12555-nucleotide messenger RNA. It is a transcript of the gene Kcnma1, whose product is annotated as potassium large conductance calcium-activated channel, subfamily M, alpha member 1. Gene Ontology annotation, cellular component: external side of plasma membrane; membrane; plasma membrane. The coding region runs from base 981 to 4952 and encodes 1323 amino acids. Gene Ontology annotation, molecular function: large conductance calcium-activated potassium channel activity; monoatomic ion channel activity; identical protein binding. Gene Ontology annotation, biological process: vasodilation; transmembrane transport; response to hypoxia. The transcript is spliced from 33 exons. NCBI's taxonomy places the organism in Eukaryota, Metazoa, Chordata, Mammalia, Rodentia, Muridae. The record is from RefSeq and is a predicted model, not a curated record.
GGAAGAUGGGGGGCCGCAUGCCCCACCACUGCCAAAUGACCUGCUGCCCCUACACAGCCCCAAGCCGAGGCGAGUUAGCCCGGUAAGCCUCCUCCCCUCCCGCUUCGGGCUGUUUGAGCCCGCGCCCGCUCCAGUUGCUGCAGCUGCCACUGCUGGCGGCUGCGGGGCGCGCGGGGCGCGCGCCGAAGAGGCUCGGGCUGCGAGAACGGGGACGAGGAGGAGCCCGAGGAGGCAAGGAGGAAGAAGCGAGCGGAGGCCGAGGAAGCUCAGGGUCACAGAGACCCGGCCCGAAGGGGUCCCGCAGAGCAUCGGCUAGCUGGCCGCGGAGGCAGGGCAGACCGCCGCAACCAACCUGCCGCGGCCCCGCGAGCACAGGAGGCGGCGAUCCAGGAGCGGAGCGCAGCCCCGGGGAGGAAGGGUGGCGCGGGCACGCCCGGUCGGGAGGGCGCGGAUUCUCCGAUCCUAAGGAGCUGUCGCCUCAUCACCCGAGAGAGCUGUGCGGGGACGGGCGGGAGACCCCGGGCCCGGGCGCAGCGCACACGCGUGGCGCACGCCAGGCGGGCCGGGCGGCGCCGAGGGUACGCGGGAUCGCGCUCACGGAGCUUCGGGAGGCACAGACCCCGGGCGCGGACCGCCCGCGGCGCCCCCUGGGCUCUCGGUGCUCCGCGCAGCCCCGGGGGCGAUCGGGGCCGGGGUCGGGGAGUGGGAGCCACCCUCCCUCAUCCCCUCCCCCCCCCGGGCCGGCCGGCAGCCCGGGGGAGGGCGGGCGGCGGCGCUUGGCUGUAUAUAUCUCCGCACACCCUGCCAGGUCGCGCACAGCGCCCCGAGCCCAGGCGCCUCCCCGCCCCCCUCCCGGCGCUCCGCGGCGGCGGCGGCAGCGGCAGCAGUAGCAGCAACAUGGCUGUUGAUGGGUGUUCGGGGUGGCGCUGGCGGCGGGAGGAGCUCCCUCGAGCCCCUGCGCCUGCCGCCCAUUGCUAGCUAUGGCAAACGGUGGCGGCGGCGGCGGCGGCAGCAGCGGCGGCGGCGGCGGCGGCGGCGGAGGCAGCGGUCUUAGAAUGAGCAGCAAUAUCCACGCGAACCAUCUCAGCCUAGACGCGUCCUCCUCCUCCUCUUCCUCCUCCUCUUCUUCUUCUUCCUCCUCCUCUUCCUCCUCGUCCUCGGUCCACGAGCCCAAGAUGGAUGCGCUCAUCAUACCGGUGACCAUGGAGGUGCCGUGCGACAGCCGGGGCCAACGCAUGUGGUGGGCUUUCUUGGCCUCCUCCAUGGUGACUUUCUUCGGGGGCCUCUUCAUCAUCUUGCUCUGGCGGACGCUCAAGUACCUGUGGACCGUUUGCUGCCACUGCGGGGGCAAGACGAAGGAGGCCCAGAAGAUAAACAAUGGCUCCAGCCAGGCAGAUGGUACUCUCAAGCCAGUGGACGAAAAAGAGGAGGUGGUGGCAGCCGAGGUCGGCUGGAUGACAUCUGUGAAGGACUGGGCAGGGGUGAUGAUAUCCGCCCAGACACUGACUGGCAGAGUCCUGGUUGUGUUAGUCUUUGCUCUCAGCAUUGGUGCCCUCGUAAUAUACUUCAUAGACUCGUCAAACCCAAUAGAAUCCUGCCAGAAUUUCUACAAAGAUUUCACAUUACAGAUCGACAUGGCUUUCAACGUGUUCUUCCUCCUCUACUUUGGCUUGCGGUUUAUUGCAGCCAACGAUAAGCUGUGGUUCUGGCUGGAAGUGAAUUCAGUAGUAGAUUUCUUCACAGUCCCUCCUGUGUUUGUGUCUGUGUACUUAAACAGAAGUUGGCUUGGCUUGAGAUUUUUAAGAGCUCUCAGACUGAUACAGUUUUCAGAGAUUUUGCAGUUUCUGAAUAUCCUUAAAACAAGUAACUCCAUCAAGCUGGUGAAUCUGCUCUCCAUAUUUAUCAGCACGUGGCUGACUGCAGCUGGAUUCAUCCACUUGGUGGAGAAUUCAGGGGACCCAUGGGAAAAUUUCCAAAACAACCAGGCACUUACGUACUGGGAAUGUGUCUACUUACUCAUGGUCACAAUGUCUACAGUGGGUUAUGGGGACGUUUAUGCAAAAACCACACUUGGACGCCUCUUCAUGGUCUUCUUCAUCCUCGGGGGACUGGCCAUGUUUGCCAGCUACGUCCCUGAAAUCAUAGAGUUAAUAGGAAACCGCAAGAAAUACGGGGGCUCCUAUAGCGCGGUUAGUGGAAGAAAGCACAUUGUAGUCUGUGGACACAUUACUCUGGAGAGUGUCUCUAACUUCCUGAAGGACUUUCUGCACAAGGACCGGGAUGAUGUCAACGUGGAGAUUGUCUUUCUUCACAACAUCUCCCCUAACCUUGAGCUUGAGGCUCUGUUCAAACGGCAUUUCACUCAGGUGGAGUUUUAUCAGGGCUCUGUCCUCAAUCCACAUGAUCUUGCCAGAGUCAAGAUAGAGUCAGCAGAUGCAUGCCUGAUCCUUGCCAAUAAGUAUUGCGCUGACCCGGAUGCAGAAGAUGCCUCCAACAUCAUGAGAGUGAUCUCCAUCAAAAACUACCACCCAAAGAUCAGGAUCAUCACUCAGAUGCUGCAGUAUCACAACAAGGCCCAUCUGCUCAACAUCCCCAGCUGGAACUGGAAAGAGGGUGAUGACGCAAUAUGCCUUGCAGAGCUCAAGUUGGGUUUCAUAGCCCAGAGCUGUCUGGCUCAAGGCCUCUCCACAAUGCUUGCCAAUCUCUUCUCUAUGAGGUCAUUCAUAAAGAUUGAGGAAGACACAUGGCAGAAAUACUACUUGGAAGGAGUCUCCAAUGAAAUGUACACAGAAUAUCUCUCCAGUGCCUUCGUGGGUCUGUCCUUCCCUACUGUUUGUGAGCUGUGUUUUGUGAAGCUUAAGCUCCUGAUGAUAGCCAUUGAGUACAAGUCUGCCAACAGAGAGAGCCGAAGCCGAAAGCGAAUAUUAAUUAACCCUGGGAACCACCUUAAGAUCCAAGAAGGUACUUUAGGAUUUUUCAUCGCAAGUGAUGCCAAAGAAGUUAAAAGGGCAUUUUUUUACUGCAAGGCCUGUCAUGAUGACGUCACAGAUCCCAAAAGAAUUAAAAAAUGUGGCUGCAGGCGGCUGAUCUAUUCCAAGAUGUCCAUCUACAAGAGAAUGAGACGAGCAUGUUGUUUUGAUUGCGGACGUUCUGAGCGUGACUGCUCGUGCAUGUCAGGCCGUGUGCGUGGUAACGUGGACACCCUUGAGAGAACCUUCCCGCUUUCUUCUGUCUCUGUUAAUGAUUGCUCCACCAGUUUCCGUGCCUUUGAAGAUGAGCAGCCGCCAACCCUGUCACCAAAAAAAAAACAACGUAAUGGGGGCAUGAGGAACUCGCCCAACACCUCCCCGAAGCUGAUGAGGCAUGACCCCUUGUUAAUUCCUGGCAAUGAUCAGAUUGACAACAUGGACUCCAAUGUGAAAAAGUACGACUCCACUGGAAUGUUUCACUGGUGUGCACCCAAGGAGAUUGAGAAAGUCAUCUUGACUCGAAGUGAAGCUGCCAUGACUGUCCUGAGUGGCCAUGUCGUAGUCUGCAUCUUUGGGGAUGUCAGCUCAGCCCUGAUUGGCCUCCGGAACCUGGUGAUGCCACUUCGUGCUAGCAACUUUCACUAUCAUGAGCUCAAACACAUUGUGUUUGUGGGCUCCAUUGAGUACCUCAAGAGGGAGUGGGAAACACUGCACAACUUCCCGAAAGUGUCCAUAUUGCCUGGUACACCAUUAAGUCGGGCUGAUUUAAGGGCUGUCAACAUCAACCUCUGUGACAUGUGCGUUAUCCUGUCAGCCAAUCAGAAUAAUAUUGAUGAUACUUCGCUUCAGGACAAGGAAUGCAUCUUGGCGUCACUCAACAUCAAAUCUAUGCAGUUUGAUGACAGCAUCGGGGUCUUGCAGGCUAAUUCCCAAGGAUUCACACCUCCUGGAAUGGACAGAUCAUCACCCGACAACAGCCCAGUGCACGGGAUGUUACGCCAGCCGUCCAUCACAACUGGGGUCAACAUUCCCAUCAUCACGGAACUCGCUAAGCCGGGCAAGUUGCCUUUGGUAUCAGUCAAUCAGGAAAAAAACAGUGGGACGCACAUUCUAAUGAUAACGGAGUUGGUGAAUGAUACCAAUGUUCAGUUUUUGGACCAAGACGAUGACGAUGACCCUGACACAGAGCUGUACCUCACACAGCCCUUUGCUUGUGGGACAGCAUUUGCCGUCAGCGUCCUGGACUCACUCAUGAGCGCGACAUACUUCAAUGACAAUAUCCUCACCCUAAUACGGACCCUGGUGACAGGAGGAGCCACACCAGAGCUCGAGGCUCUAAUAGCUGAGGAGAAUGCACUUCGAGGAGGCUACAGCACUCCGCAGACAUUGGCCAACAGGGACCGUUGCCGAGUGGCCCAGUUAGCCCUGUUAGAUGGUCCCUUUGCAGACUUAGGGGAUGGUGGUUGUUAUGGUGAUCUGUUCUGCAAAGCUCUGAAAACAUAUAAUAUGCUUUGUUUUGGAAUUUACCGGCUGAGAGAUGCCCACCUCAGCACCCCCAGCCAGUGUACAAAAAGGUACGUCAUCACCAAUCCUCCCUACGAGUUUGAGCUCGUACCAACAGACCUGAUCUUCUGCCUGAUGCAGUUUGACCACAACGCUGGCCAAUCCCGGGCCAGUCUGUCUCAUUCCUCCCACUCCUCACAGUCGUCCAGUAAGAAGAGCUCCUCCGUCCACUCCAUCCCGUCCACAGCAAAUCGGCCGAACCGGCCCAAGUCCAGGGAGUCCCGCGACAAACAGAAUGCAACAAGGAUGACUAGAAUGGGCCAAGCAGAAAAGAAAUGGUUUACAGAUGAGCCGGAUAAUGCCUAUCCCAGAAACAUUCAAAUCAAGCCCAUGAGUACCCACAUGGCUAACCAGAUCAACCAAUAUAAAUCCACAAGCAGCCUGAUCCCUCCAAUCAGAGAAGUUGAAGAUGAAUGUUGACUCCCAGGAGACCAGAACUAUUUUUUUAAAGCCUGACAAACUUCAUAAAUGGUGACGUGACUUUUCUUCCUCUUACAUGCUGAAUCACUGGUGGAAAUUCUAGAAUAAGCAAGAAUUGCAAGAAAAUAAAGUUAGACAGAUCUUUCUCUUUGCCUUGAAUACUGCUUCCAUGUAUUUUGGAAAAGAAAAUGAUUUCAUUUAUAAAUGAACAUACUAAAAUAGUCAUGUAUAGCUUCUAGUGUUUUAAAUUAUUUUUAUUUAUUAGAAAGAAAAUAUAUUUUUUCUUUUUUUUUCAUUGCCAGAUAUCUUCCCAUAUAUCACAGCAAUGCAAAAUCAAAAUGAGUUAGUGGCCAGAUUCCUUGAUGCACAUUUCUCUUCUUUCUCUCUUUUUCUUUGAGGAGAAUGAUGGUCACCACCCCAAUUUGUAAAGAAGGGAAAUGGAUUACUAAAACAAAUUUAAGAUGGCCAACAUUGUAUGCACAUAGUUCAGUAAAUCAAAAAAAAAAAAAAGUCAAAAGAGCGGAGGUGAAUAUUUCCCCCUCUCCUGGACGGGUGUAUGUUUUGAUCUGCAUUGACACCAGCUCUUAACAAAUCAAACUUCAUUAUCUUCCCAGUUGAAAGUCAUUAUCUUUGUAGUUUCAGUUUUCCUCCAGUGUUUCUUAUCCUUUGUUUAUAUAUUUAGAAGAAAGAGCUUCUUGUAACAUUUCUGCAGUUGCCAGAUCAGGUUUAAGCAACCAGCUCAGGAUAUGGGGAAGGGUUAUAGGCACACCUAGAAUGUGAAGGUCGUGAGCCAGAGGCACCCAAGAGCAGACUCUGUUGUUCUCAUGGUGAGGCCUCCUCCGCCAUUCUUUAUGCUCCCUGUUUCAUACUUCUAAGGCACCCAUGCAAGUCAUGUGGACUGUGGGAGAGUCUGCUAUGUUCUUUUCCCUGCUCAGAGCUUUUAGCCUGAAAGUUGGUGAACAUCAACGAAUACUUUACCUAACAAUAGGAUCUAAGAAGUAUGCAUGCUUACCACAAAUUUUUGGUUCGGUAGUCUGUCAAGGAGAUGACUUUUGCUCAGAUUUUCAUUUGUUGGCUUUCCUUGGUUGAAUUGCUGGGAUAAAACAUUCAAACUCGCUAAAAUACUUACAAAAAAAGAAAACCAACCAACCAACUAACCAACCAACCAACCAACCAACCAACCAAAAACCAGUAAACAACCAAAAGGAAAGUAAGUCAUGCUCUUAACAUAGACUGUUAGAAAAAGGCCUUGGAAAAUUACCAGCAAUGAAAUAAAAUGUAUCAGCCACUUCAACGUGUGGUCAAAAGAUUUUUCUAGCCAUCAGAUGCAAUCGUGAUGUCUGAGCUCUGCUGUUGCAUGCAUGCCCAGUGUACAGUCACCUCAACAACUGUUUCAUUCCAACGACUCAGAAAGUCUUUUCAACUUCACAGUGAUCGACCUUUGAUAUGAUCAUCAGGGUCUCUGGAGAAUCCUGGGUGUGACUGUGAUUUUUAUUUCCUUAGAAAUGUAAAAUGUGAACACUUUUCCAAACCAACAAAAAUUGCCCCUACAGACCCAUGACAUCUCUUCCAUGAACUCUUUAGGCCAUGAUUCUGUGGUACCUAGUUAUGAUAGUACAAAUCAGAUCAGAGAAAAGCAAUGUGAUCACUAUGGAAACAUGUCCACUAAGGACUCCAAUUACCAAUGUAGGCAAAAUGAGCUUCCACCUCUGUCCACUCCCUGCAGAGCCAAUAUAGCUGUGCUUCCACCUUGUAGGCGUUGUCCUGCAGUGACUUGUCAGACUGUGGUUACUCUGUUGUCACACUUUGUAGAAUUAGUUCUAUAAAAGUAUUGUGAAUAUAAUGUGUGUCCAAUUGGAUUGUUAACACAAAAAUAUUUAUAACCAAUCACUAGUCUACUCAGGCUAAAAUGAUGUCAGCAGUUUUAUAUUCGGGCUUAUAAACAUUUCUUGGUUUCCAACAGAACUCAGAUGUGUUGGUGGGGAGAAUCCACUGCCAGAAUCUUGACAGCAUUCCUGAAAGCUAAGACUUCCUUUAACAUCAUGAUUUUGCAUUUGGGGUUACCUAAGUACAUUCAUGUCAAUCCACGCUCUUCUUUCCUUCCUGAACCAUAGUAGGCUCUUCUUUACACUCAUUCCAAUUAGUCUUACCUCUGAAUUUGUCUUAGUUCCUUAAUCUCCCAUGGUGACCAAUGUUUUUUACCUAAAUAAUUUUCCAUCAGAAAAAUAAUGGUCUCAACACUACCCCAUGGAAGGCAGGACUCAGAAGCAUAAUCCCCAUUUCCCACUCUAGCUAGAGAUUUAAAUCUAAACUUGUUUCUCAACCACAAUGGCUCUAAUAGUUUCCUACACUAAGUGACUCCCUCCACUCACCAAUCAGCUUCCAAAGCCCUAGAUAGUAGAAAUCCAUUUCCUUCUAUGAUAGAGUAAUAAAUGAGGAAGAGGUCAAGCAUGAUUCUCAGAUUGUCCAGAAAAUGACCAUGUGGUGGCCCCAUCUGGCAAAAGCUUAUGGCAACUCAGUUGAAACAGAAAUAACAUUUGUUAAAAAAGAACUGAAGGGCUCAAGACAACAUGCAAAGUUCCCAGUUUGCAUCUGUUGGUUGAGUUCUGAGUUCUCUGUAGGAUUAAAUAGUCUUUCCAUCCACAUUAGGCCAAUGGUGGUCCUCUUUGGAAUAUUCCACAUUAGAAGGGUCUGAUCUUUAGUCCCUGAUUAGGGUUUCAGAAAAGCUAUCUUGGCAAACUAAUGAUGCUUGGAUGCUUUGGGAAUCAGACCAUUUGUAAAAUAGAAACUACCUGUGUACAUCAUUGUAUAAUGAUGAUGUACCUGUAAACAUUGUACCUGUGUACAUCAUUGCCAUCACCAUCUUUCUCAUGAAUGCAGUUUGUCUUCGUUUAAGCAACUGUAUUUUGAAAUUACUCUCCCCUGCUAUAGCAAAUAGAAGACAUUCACUUAAGGUGUUUUAUAUUUAUAAAUUGAUUACGUCUAAGUCACUUGGAAGAACAGCCUUCCUUCUACAAGUUGCACUUUGUUUUUGUUGUUAUUUGUUUGUUUGUUUUUAAGUGUUGGAAGACUUUAGUAAAGGAAUUAGAAUGGUUUUGGGUUGAGUUGGAAGUGUAGACUGGGAAAAUGUAUGAAAUUAGAGAUAUUUUGAAUGGAGAACAGAAAGUUUCCAACUGUGCCUGAUUUAGAAGUUCAAGAGCACUCAUAUAAUUUUAGCUAUUAACUAUAAAAAUGUUCUUUAAAUUCUUCAAGUUUCAUUGACUUAAACAUGAGGUUGGUUCGUGGAGAUGGCGAAGGUCUUUUUCAGACCAACUAAAGCAGUGGUUGCCUUACCUCAGCCAAGCCCUGGGAGAUUAUUUUUUUUCCAGAGCUGUAAUUAUGGCUCUCUGGCCAUAUUAUCCAUAUAGCAUUUCUGAGCUAAACACAGCAUCCACUCUCUGCUCUGGACAAAGAACAGUCAGGUUCAUUUCUAUAUUCUCCAGUUUGAAAGCUCUUAGAGUGGAGAUGCAAAGGUUUACCUUCAGCCUCACCUCCACCACUGAUGAGCUGGGUUUAGUCAUUCUGGUUUCUUUUUACAGCCUUCCUUCCCACCUUCCCUGUGUCUUGGUGCAGUGGAGAUUGGAUAGUCUCUUCAUUUUUAGCCCACAUCUCCAAUAGUAUGUAGAAAGAGUUUGGACAACCCUACUCUGCUACUGCUAUUCCCAUUCAUGUCCCCUCUCUACACUCACCCUUACUUCUCAUUUCAUUCCAUUUGUCUGGUUGUGCCCACGUUAGCACAAUGUCUUUGCUGCUUACAUUCAAAAGUGCCAUUAUGAGUUGUCAAUAUCAUCGUCCAGGAGGACCUCGUGGAAAGAAUGAUAGAAAGAGGUAGAAAAGUACAACAAAAAUCAGUAUCAGACAAGUGACUCAGAGUCAUCUUGAUUACCAAAAGAUCACACAAAUUCACUGAACAUUAAAUUCUAGCCCAAGAUCUGCCCAUUUUUAUUUUAACCAUAUUUUCUGCUUUUGGAAUGGUGGUAAAGUCAUAGAUACAGUAGCCCUCACUACUUAUCUCUUUAGCCAUCAUUUUCAAAAACUUAGACAAACUGAAGAAUCACUUUCAACUUUCCCACUAGAUUCUCUUUCUGCCUCUGCUGUUUCCCCCAUGUUUUAAACAAGUAUGUUUCUGCAAUAGAACAAUGAUUUCUCAUUUAAAUCUCAUAACCUCUUGAUAAAACAAGGAGUCCCUUUGGACUCAUUUAGGUUAUUUAAACUAAGUUUAUUUUUAAGUGGUCAUAGCCCAUACCUAUUAAUAAUUCCAAGAUUACCACUAAAAUAAGGCUAUGCAGAGGACAUUUUAAAUUUCAGUUUUGAAUACCUAUGGUAAGAGUGAUUUUAAAAUAUUUAAAAGAUUAAGAAAGGGACCCAUGUAGCCCUACACUUGUUAGAAUCCCCCCUGCAUUCCAGUCUCACAUGGCUUCAUGGAGAAAUGAUUCUCUUUUAGACUUUUUGUUCUAGAUCACUCUUUUUAACUGUGCUUUUGAGCAUGAAAAUGCACAACUCAGAGUAUAUAUCAAAAGGCUAGAAGGAAGAACAAAAAGAGAUAGAUGCAACACUUUAAGAAGCCCUGGAAAGAGGUGGUACUUACGUAGAAAAGAAGAGGUUCCCUUGAAUCAUGAAUGGGAAAAAUAAUAGGCUGGGCUGUGGAGACUUUUCAAUAGGAAAUACUUAGUUUUUGACUGGAGGCACAAGGAUCGUGAGUUUUGUUUUGUUUUGUUUUGUUUUGUUUUGUUUUGUUUUUCCAAUGAAAGAGGCCUUCAGGAGCUAUAAUGCACUAGUACCAAGAUGAUUUUGCUAUAUGGAACAACUUACCUUCAAAAAUAAGUUUGUGUCCAUGUACUUACUGAAAACAAUGUAUGGCAAGAGUUCAUGGAAGGAACUAGGAAGUGGAUGGUUGAAGAGCCACAUUGAAAUCAGAGCAUUGAUUUAGAAAGUCAGAGAGAACCAUGGAAAGGGCCGCACAAGGAGCGAUGGGUAGUGGUGACUGUACCCUUUGGGGUUGAAGCCUUUGAGACAUUCUAUUCUUUCUGGAAAGCAUCACAGAAACAUAGGCUCUCAAGUUGAACCAUCUCUCAGCAACUUGAGAUCCUGUGAUUGCACUCAAUAACAGCUCACCAUGAAGAACACCUACCUUCUUCCUACAUUUCCACCUUGUCAUGCAGUACUCAAUUAUUAAAACACCCAUGGGUCCACCACACAGAUUAAAGGAAAGGAAAAGAUUUUCAGAUUAUUUUACAAAAGAGUCCUGCUGGUUAUACUAUUUUACAGACACUAAUAUAAUAACAGACACCAGGGAGACCACCAAAAAAAAUCAUAGAAUAAUCAAGAAUUUAGUUGGAGGAAUGAGUAUGACACAUUCUUGCUUGCAGUAAGCUUGAAAUCCAACUUAAAGGAGCACCCUAAAGAGCCAGUAGAGAAAAAAUAAGCAUGGCUAGAACACUGCCCUCCAAUAGAGCAGGAGAUAAGAAACAAGCAGUUUGAAGCAGUUAAUCAAGCGUUGUAGACUAGACGGUGUUUCAGAGUUAAGUAUGCUGAGGAGCAACAUCCCAGCUCAUUCAGGAACAUGGAUGGAUCAAUGAUUUCAUGAGUUGAUCGAGUAGUCCCUGUGCACCUGUUGCUGGACAGCUUGUGUCCCUUCUUGGCAACAGGAGACAUGUUAUGUAGAACAUGCAUCCAAUAAAGACUUUUAAUUGGAUGGGCUACAUAGCAAGUAAGUACCAUGACAGCUGUGGAAGUUUGACUUGGAUUCUAAGGAUGGGCAGUUUGAAAGAGUCUAUAAAAAGUAAUGGUUUGCUGCAGACCCCAAGGACAGAGCAGUGCAGAGGGACAGAAAGAAGAGGAGAGAUGAGAAUGUGAGACAAGAAUUUAGACAGCUGAGAAAGGGGCUGCUUUCAUCCCUAUAAAAAGGAGGGGAGAGAUCCAUUUCAAUCAUGAAGGUAUUCUGGACUGAAGAUGCAAACAGCUGAGAAGAUGUUUUGGGAGGUCCAGAUCAUGAGGAAGCCCCCUUUAGCCCCCCCGCCCCUGUGAUUCAGGUAAUUAUAAAGGGAGAAGUCUGGAUGAGGUUUUUCAAUGAAGAAAACAUAGGCUUAGAUGACAGGUCAGUAGAACUGUCUGGAGGCUAUAGCCAAGUUUUCAGGGGCUCAAUGGAGCAAACCAAGCUGAUAUGAUUAGGACAGAAUAUCUUUUUAGUAUUGGGAGAGUGGGAAACAGAAAGGAGGGCUUAAAAUAGAGAAAAUGAACCAGUAACUGAGGGUUGAGAUACAGGGGAUCUGAAAUAGUGAAGUAAUGAGGCAGACUGUAAGGACCAAUUUCUCCUUUUGUCUUUAUCUCAUGUGGUUGCCAUGAAGACUGGAAUGAGUGGGAAAGUAGCAGGUCAUUCUCGGUCAGUUUUUACACCAUGGAAAUGGGGUACACGGGGUACCCAGGUCAUCAGCAUGCCCUCUAAAGUACCCACAGAAAGGUCUUGAGAGGUGGUCUCUCCUUUCAUCAGUUCAUAUCACCCCCGUUGUACCUCAUCCCUCAUGCAUAGCACACCCAGAACCUUCUAGUUGCAACAGUCUUCAUACACAAAAUGCAAAGGUCGCCUUGUUCUGGUGGCUUUUCUGGACCGGGGUAAACAGGAAUGCUUUUUGGCCAAGUGAAAACUGAGCUCCUUUCUAGGUAGAAUAUUACAUUGAAAAGAGAUUUCCCCUGGUCUGUUUAUCCCAUGAGAAACUUCUGUGUUUCUUCUUGUCCUCCAAAGCUGACCCCGAAGCUCCCCAGGGCCUGUCUUAGGAAACAGCACCUGUCCUGCUGUUUAGAGUCUUCGAUGGAAAUGUACACACACAACACAUGUGCCUGUCAAAGCAUCCCCGAACUUCCUGCCCUAGGGAUCCAGGAGGUAGCCAUCCAGGAGGAGGUUGUCAUAGGGAAGGACAGGAGGAGGUAGUCAUCCAGGAGGAGGUAGUCAUGGGGGGAAGGAGCCCCUAUAACGAGACAAGUCAAGCCCCAGGUCUCCACGAAACCAGAGCCGUUCCCCUUCUCCUUCCGCUGUGUACACAUUUGACCAGAACUGCAACAUUUCAAACAUAAACCCAGAUCUGCCUGGAAAUCCUAAUUAAAAACGUUCCAUUCCCAGGUGGUACAAUCACAUCCUGCCUAAAGUGUCUGGCUCACGGCCCACCACACAGAUGCCGAAAAGAGACUUUUCCCCACUUAACACCAAAACCUUCAUUUGGGAUUUCUUUAGGGGACAAAGGGAAAAAAAAAACCAAUUCAGAGGUACCCAUAUGCAGAGGUCAGCCUACAACACAUUCAUUAAGGGAAAAGAGCGUGGUUUGUUUCUUUGUCUUUCACACUUUGAUUGCUGGCAUGGUGACUGUGGCUAUGAUGAAUUAUGUAACCAGACAGGAACUGGAGAAGAGAAUAAAUGCUGGUGCUCUGAAAUGACCUACCCAACUCUGUCAUCUGUAACAACCAGUGAUAACUCUCUUGUCUUGUAAAAAGGGUUUGUACAUAACUUGUACAUGGUUUCAUUUUGUAUUUUUCGCAGAUUAAAAAUUUAUGUAUUUGUGUUCUAAAACAA